This is a messenger RNA of Penicillium cosmopolitanum, 804 nucleotides long. RefSeq lists its product as uncharacterized. The transcript has a single exon. The record is from RefSeq and is a predicted model, not a curated record. NCBI's taxonomy places the organism in Eukaryota, Fungi, Ascomycota, Eurotiomycetes, Eurotiales, Aspergillaceae. The coding region runs from base 1 to 804 and encodes 267 amino acids.
AUGCCUGUCUCAAGUGCUGAGUAUGGCCAAGAGGACUAUGGAUUCCCUGAGGGAGCUUGGUCAGAGCACCCUGAAGAAUAUCACGAAUAUCCGCAACCGAUAGUGCCCAUUGGGCCCAUGAUGGCUCACCCCGAGGUGGAAGAGCCCGUGGACGAAAAGACUCGACUACGACGACACGAGGAGGCUCUGUUACCCGGUAGGCCGGACGAGGACGAAGCGGGGCCCUCGAAUGCCGAAGCGAUGAUGCCGACAGCGCCUGUUCUACCGGAAGACCAUCUGCUGCAGGACUAUCAGCAUCUCCCUUCUCCCGUUACUGAGGGCGUCCCGCACGCAGUUCCCCACCCGGUCCGAUCUGCCGAGUCUUUGCAGACCAUUGUUGUCAACGGCAGCGCUCCCGAAGCCAGCGAACCCUCCGCUCCGGGCGAAGACAAGCAGGAACUGGAGCGGCAGCGAUUGCUUGACCAGACGAGCGCACCCAGCGCACCGCCGGAAGAACCGAAUGGCAUUGGCGGUGGCAAUGUCAAUUUCAAUGUCAAUGGCACUGGCCAUGGUCACGGUCACGGCGAACCCGGUGAGGGUCCAAGCGCUCCGGUGUUUGAUGAGGACGACCAACUCGUUGGCGGCACGGCGCACGCGGGACGAAUCCCUACCUCGGUAUCAGCGAUGAGGAGAGGAUCCGAUCUGUUGUUCAAAUCAUUUUUAUUAUUAUUACUUGUACAUUUCGCAUUUUUGGGGCCAGGACAUGGAAGAUACCACUACUCGCAUAUUUCUGAACACACGGCGCGAGGCGUUAACCGAAUGUAA